GUCAAAAGGCUGUCGACGCCUACACGGCAGUGAAUGAUACCGCAUUUUUGCGGGGUUCGUUCAUUUCGACAGUCCAGAAAAGAGGCGCUGUUAUCAUUCAGAAGCGUAAGUUAUCGUCAGCUAUGUCAGCUGCAAAGGCCGCAUGUGACCACAUUCGUGACUGGCACUUCGGCACCAAACCUGUAGGUUUCUAG
Molecule: messenger RNA, 194 nt
Organism: Cooperia oncophora
Lineage: Eukaryota; Metazoa; Nematoda; Chromadorea; Rhabditida; Trichostrongylidae
Source: the annotation of a GenBank genome assembly